Messenger RNA from Pelmatolapia mariae (spotted tilapia), 1050 nucleotides. RefSeq names its product N-acetyllactosaminide beta-1,3-N-acetylglucosaminyltransferase 3-like. The transcript has a single exon. Gene Ontology annotation, cellular component: Golgi membrane. The record is from RefSeq and is a predicted model, not a curated record. Gene Ontology annotation, molecular function: UDP-glycosyltransferase activity; hexosyltransferase activity. Bases 1 to 1050 code for a protein of 349 amino acids. Lineage: Eukaryota; Metazoa; Chordata; Actinopteri; Cichliformes; Cichlidae.
AUGGCAGACUCCCAAGAUUCACUUCUUGAAGAAACCAGGAGAGAUGAUGUCAUUAAGCCACCCCAAAUCACUCCAACUCAUCAUUUUUCCUGGCCAAGAUGUCAACAAAACAUGUCUGUUGCUAACAUUAAGAACUUCAGCACUCUUCCUGAUUAUAUAAAAGACUUUCUGUAUUAUCGCCACUGUCGACAUUUCCCCAUGCUGCUGGACAUUCCUGAUAAGUGUGGAGGAGCUGAAGGGUCCUCGGAUGUUUUUCUUUUGCUGGUCAUUAAAAGCUCUCCUGUGAACUAUGACCGCCGAGAAGUACUGCGCAAAACCUGGGCUAAGGAGAGAUUGCAGAAUGGUGUGUGGAUCCGAAGGCUUUUUAUCUCAGGAACAACGGGUGUUGGUUUUGAGAAAGAGAGACUGAACACACUCCUUAAAAUAGAGCAACGUGAGAACAAUGAUAUUCUUCAGUGGGACUUUAAUGACACAUUCUUCAACCUCACCUUGAAGCAAAUACUCUUCCUCGAAUGGAUGGAGAGAAACUGUUCACAUGUUCGCUUCCUGCUAAACGGCGAUGAUGAUGUCUUUGUCAACACAGACAACAUGGUUGAAUAUCUACUACAACUUAAGGACAAUGAUGGACGGAAACACCUCUUUACUGGCUCGGUGACCCGAAAUAAUGGCCCUAUUCGAGAACGGUGGAGUAAGUAUUAUGUUCCAGUUCAGGUGUAUGAGUCAGAGUCAUACCCUCCUUUCUGUAGUGGUGGGGGUUACAUUUUAUCUGGCUACACAGCUUUGGUUAUAUACAAUAUGUCCCACUCUAUCACUGUUCUUCCCGUUGAUGAUGUUUACUUAGCAAUGUGUUUGGCCAAAGCAGGACUUUCCCCAGAGUCACAUGGUGCAGUGAGGAUAAAUGGACUUCGGGUUCCUUCCACUACAGCUGAUGACUAUGACCCUUGUUAUUAUAGAGAAACUCUACUUGUUCACAGAUUCCUUUCAGCAAAAAUAUACUACAUGUGGAACAAGAUACAUGACCCUAAUCUGAAAUGCUUUGCUAGUGGCUAA